AAGUAGAUACAAAAGCGCUGUCAAAACUGCACGCAGCCACUGUCAGUCUGUGAGGUGAAGGUAUCGUAUACCUAAUUUGCAGUCACUAUGGCGCGUGUUGAAACAUCAUCUAGUAGGCCAUACCACAUGGUUAUCUUCGGAGCCUCUGGGUUUACGGGACAGUUUGUGGUGGAGGAGGUGGCCCGGACCGUGUCCGAGGGUCCGAAAGGGAACUUGAAGUGGGCCGUGGCGGGCCGGAGCAAGCAGAAGCUGGAAAAAGUUCUGGAGCAGGCCGCCGGAGUCCUCAGUAAGCCCGAGCUGAGGUCAGAGGUGGACAUCAUUGUGGCAGAUGUAGAAGAACCAGACUCCCUGGCAGCCAUGUGCAAACAGGCUGUGGUUGUUCUUAACUGUGUGGGGCCUUACAGGUUCUAUGGCGAGCCAAUGGUCAAAGCCUGUGUGGAGAAUGGAGCCCAUCAUAUUGACAUUAGUGGGGAGCCUCAGUUUCUGGAGAGCAUGCAGUUGAACUACAACAGCCAGGCAGCUGACAAAGGUGUUUACGUCAUAGGGAGCUGUGGAUUUGACUCCAUACCUGCGGAUAUGGGAGUCCUCUACACCAGGGACCAGUUCAAGGGUACGCUGACUGCAGUGGAGAGCUUCCUGACUAUCGGCUCAGGAGAGGAUGGCGGAUGUAUCCAUGAUGGCACGUGGCAGUCAGCCAUCUACGGUUUUUCUGACAGCCAGAAGCUCCAGAGUCUCAGGAGGAAGUUUAAUCACAAACCUCUCCCUACUGUUGGAUCUAAGCUUAGACGCAGGGGAACUUUGUUCUUCAGUAAUGAGAUCCAGCAGUACACGGUGCCGUUCAUGGGCUCCGAUCCCUCGGUUGUGAAGAGAACUCAGCGCUUCCUGGUGGACGAGUAUCAGGCCAAACCGGUUCAGUAUGGAGCGUAUGCAGGAAUAGGAGGUAUUAGCAACAUUAUCAAGCUGAUGUUUGCUGGCAUGAUGUUCUGGUUCUUGGUAAAGUUCAGUUUUGGACGCAACCUACUCAUCAAGCACCCAGAGUUCUUCUCCUUUGGACUCUUCUCCAAGGCUGGACCAACUAGAAAGCAGAUGGAGGCUUCAUCCUUCCAGUUUGCUUUCUAUGGAGUGGGCUACACAGAGGGACAGGACCCCUCCCAGGGAAAACCUAAUGCCAAGAUCCGCACACUGGUGCAGGGACCAGAAUGUGGAUAUGUGGCCACGCCCAUCGCCAUGGUACAGGCUGCUCUAACAAUCCUCAAUGAACCCGCAGCCUUGCCCAAGACGGGAGGAGUUUAUACUCCAGGAGCUGCUUUUGCAAAAACCACACUGACGGACCGCCUCAACAAACAUGGCAUCCAAUUCUCAGUCGUCUAAAGUUUAACCCCCUACCUGAUGCCGUACUCC
Molecule: messenger RNA, 1401 nt
Organism: Etheostoma cragini (Arkansas darter)
Lineage: Eukaryota; Metazoa; Chordata; Actinopteri; Perciformes; Percidae
Product: saccharopine dehydrogenase-like oxidoreductase
Exons: 12
Coding region: 88-1371 (427 amino acids)
Biological process (GO): glycolipid biosynthetic process
Cellular component (GO): mitochondrion; lipid droplet; plasma membrane
Source: RefSeq, a predicted model, not a curated record